UGAAUGCGCUCGGAUCGCCCCGGGCUGGGCUGGGCCUGGUUACUCCACCCGGACACACUCCGAACCCCGCAGAAAGGAAGCGGAGUUCGGCUGCGGAGCCGCGGAUGUUGACGGGAGGAAAUGCUGCGGAGCUCCGACCUCACCAGGGAUCCACACCAGCAGCUGGCGGCUUAAAGUGAACCGGUGGCGGGCUUGUUGUUGACCAUCCGUCGGAAUGUUCCGGAGCUGAGGCGGCUGAUGAAGAUGGCUUCGGUUCGGAUGGCCGCUGAAGUUGGAACGGGACUUUGGAGAAGUCUUCAGCGUUUUCGGGGCGGUUUCGCAGCUUUGCGUCCGGUUUCAGUUCUUCACGAGGUUCAUCCCAGACAUCCAUCACUGAGAAACUGUCCGGCUUUCUUCUCCAGUACUCCCUCUAGUGACGUGUCUCUGAAGCACAAACAUGGCCGCCUGGUUCUGGAGGUGCCGUUGCCGUCCAGGAAGGAGAAGUGCCUGUUCUUCCUGCGGCCCAUGCUGAUGACAGUGGGAGACCUGAUCGGCGAUCUGCAGAGAGAGGACUCCGGAGCCGCGGCCUCCCUUCUCUCUGCAGACGGGCAACGUGUUGCCAACACGACGCUGUUGGACGCACUGCUGGAGACAGACUUCCAGCUCGUCAUCAACAAUCACGUUUACAACGUCAGCGCACCUGAGAAAGUGAUCACCUCCAGUGAGCAUGCCAGAGACAUGGAGGACUUGAAGCACGUGGUGCAUCUCCUGCAUGCAGCGCUGCACCUGCCUGAACACCACCUGCUGCAGGAGCGCCAUCUGCUGGAGAGGAUGGACAACAUCAAGCAGGAGCUGUCGCCUCUGGAGCAGACGAAGUCCGAACUGAGCCGGACGGCGGAGUUUCGCACCUCCAGGACUCUCUGGACCGGCAUGGCGCUGCUGUCUGUGCAGGGCGGCGCCCUGGGCUGGCUCACCUGGUGGGUGUAUUCAUGGGACGUCAUGGAGCCCGUCACGUACUUCAUCACCUACGCCACCAGCAUGGGCGCCUUCGCCUACUACAUCCUCACCAAGCAGGAUUACGUGUAUCCAGACGCUAAGGACAGACAGUUUCUACGUUACUUUUAUAAAGGCGCCAAGAAGAAGCAGUUCAACGUGGAAAAAUACAACAAACUGAAGGAUGAACUCGAACAGGUGGAAGAGGACUUGAGACGUCUGAAAUAUCCCAACCAGCUUCAGCUUCCGCUGGAACAGAUCCAGGCGAAGCCGUGAGAGACGCCGGGCUGGACGGACUGUCAGAGACAAAUGUUUGUUUUGAUGAUGAUGAUGCCAUAUUUUUACCUUAAAAUCUAUAAAUCUGCAUUCUUAAUGUUGAUGCCAUAUUGUACCCCCAACAAAUUCACAAACAUUGAUAAUUAAAGUUUGCAUUUCAAACAUU
Messenger RNA from Xiphophorus couchianus (Monterrey platyfish), 1414 nucleotides. RefSeq names its product mitochondrial calcium uniporter dominant negative subunit beta. Gene Ontology annotation, cellular component: uniplex complex. Gene Ontology annotation, biological process: calcium import into the mitochondrion; mitochondrial calcium ion homeostasis. The transcript has 8 exons. Bases 238 to 1248 code for a protein of 336 amino acids. Gene Ontology annotation, molecular function: calcium channel inhibitor activity. The record is from RefSeq and is a predicted model, not a curated record. NCBI's taxonomy places the organism in Eukaryota, Metazoa, Chordata, Actinopteri, Cyprinodontiformes, Poeciliidae.